Messenger RNA from Pocillopora verrucosa, 1012 nucleotides. Lineage: Eukaryota; Metazoa; Cnidaria; Anthozoa; Scleractinia; Pocilloporidae. The record is from RefSeq and is a predicted model, not a curated record.
CUGGAUUUGAUAGAAAAAUGGAUUGGAGCCACUCAAAAUACAAAUUAACAUUCAUUCUGAAAAACAUUGCUAUCCAAGAUCAGGGAAUGUACGGAGUGAAUGUUGAGCUUGGCUUGAGUCAGCUGCCGCUCAAGGAUUCUGUGAUUGUUAUCAUACCAGGACUCUCGUACGUGGUUCAAAAUGGCAGCUCGAUUGUCCGUAAAGAGUCAGCCUACAUGAUGGAACCUUUUGAACUAUCGUUUACAAGAUCGGAACACGACCGAACUGCUGACCGUAUCAAGUACACACUCAAAAAAGAUAACACAAGCAUUUUCAUUAUUGGAAUGAACAGAGAAGAUAACAGAUUCAGUUGCUCUCAUUAUGUUACUCCAAAACCUACACCCUGUUCUGAUGAUUCCUUCUUAGUGAACGAAACUUACGUUUCUUUCAAACUAAGAAAUGUUACCCUUCAAGAUGCUGGUCGAUACCUGUGUAUAAAGUAUUCAUCGGGGCUCUACAAUACAACAUUCGAGGAAAUCGAUCUUAAUGUACAAGAGAGACCAACUGUAGAAAUAAUUGACGAUGAAACAUCAGCUCCCAGGGCAAAAAGCAGUUAUUCCAGUAUUCAGCCUGUAUGUCAAGUAUUGGGAGCAAUAUUGAUCUUACAAGCAGUACUCGUCUAGAAAACACACCCUUCACCGUGGACGGAGGAAGCAUUGAACAUCAGUUUUACAAAAUAUGAUGAUAUAUAAUGACCCCCUCCCCCCCCCCCCCCAACCCCCGCUCCGUGCUUGUGGUUUAGAAAUUUUGAAAUGGUUUGGUUUGAAACGACCACGAACUUGUAACGUUAACAUAUGUCCUAAUAAGGACACAGUAUACGCUCUUUGUCUUCCCAAUAGCGAAUGUGUAAGACUAUAUUGUGACGCAAAGAAAGUUCUUGGCCUUUUCACGCAUCACAAAUAAUAUCCAAAAUUCUUUCACGUUCACGUGAAAUUCAAGAUGAUCACGUUUCGAAUUAAAAAUAAAAGCCAGA